AUGUCCAACGACGAUCUCAAGGCACACGCAGCCUCAAAUCAAGACUUCUAUGCCCUCCUUGAUAUCCAACAGAAUGCCACCGUAUCAGAAAUCAGACGCGCAUACCGCCGCACAGCCUUGAAGUACCACCCGGAUAAGAUCACAAACCCCACAGCAGCAGACAUCGACAAGUUCCACCUCCUCCAGAUUGCCAACGAUGUCCUCUCCGAUCCAGAGGUCAAGCAGCUGUACGACAAUGCGCGGGAGGCACGGCAGCGCAAGCAGCGCGAGCGGGAGAUGAUGGGCGCCGCGAAGCGGAAGAUGCGCGAGGACCUGGAAGCGCGCGAGAGGGCAGGUGCUUUCGAAGGUGGUGCUACGCAAGGCGUCAAAAGAUCGUGGAUGGGCGAUGACGAUGCGGAAGAGAAACUGCAGCGGGAAAUUGAGAGGAUCGCGGAGGAUGGACGACGCAGACGACGCGAGGCGGAGGACAAGCUCAAGAAAGAGCUGGAUGAUGAGCAGAAGAAGAUGCAGGAAGAAGAGGAGGAAGCGCGCAAGGCGGCGGAUCGCAGUAGUCAGCGUGUGGAUCGGUCGAAGGAUGCGGUCGUUCCUGAGAAUGAGCGUGCGGUGAAAGUACGCUGGGUAAGGGAAGGCCGCGGAUUGGAGCUCGAUACUGACCGACUGGCCGUCUUAUUUGCUCCAUUCGGACAGAUUGAAAGUACUCUCACGCUAAAGGACAAGCGCCAACGAGUUGGAGAGAAGAAAGAGAAAAAGACCAUCGCGACUGGCGUGAUCGUUUACGCCUCUAUUGUGAGCGCCCAUACUGCGGUCCUUGAUAGCGAGAAAAUGCUUCGCCAGCAUGCGAGCCAGGAGAGUGACUGGGCUCUCAUCGAGUCCGUCUGCUGGGCAACGGAAAAGCAGCCCGACUUUGGAACCCAUUUUGCUGCGAGUGCAUCAUCCAAAAAAGAAGCCGAGCCUACACCAGCAACCCUGAACCCAUCAAAGCAGACCUCCAACGGAGCUGCCAAACCUUCCUUCAAAUUUCCGGGGAUGAACACAGCUCCUCCAUCUGGGAAAGUGCCAUCAUUUGGUUCAUUUGCUUCUGCAUCCGCCGCUGCAGCUGCCCCGAAGGCAUCGUCCUUUAACCCGUCUUCGGGCACUCCCAGCCUCCAAGAAGUGACAAUGAUGAACUUGAAGAACGCGCAACGAGAUAAAGAGCGAAAGGCGCUCGAAGAACAGCUCGCCCGAGAAGACGAAGCAGCAGAUGCAGCAGAAGCAGCCGUGGCCAAGGAUACCUAG
Molecule: messenger RNA, 1275 nt
Organism: Penicillium salamii
Lineage: Eukaryota; Fungi; Ascomycota; Eurotiomycetes; Eurotiales; Aspergillaceae
Source: the annotation of a GenBank genome assembly